Phragmites australis (common reed) is the source of this 1194-nucleotide messenger RNA. RefSeq lists its product as uncharacterized. Gene Ontology annotation, cellular component: mitochondrion; cytosol. Lineage: Eukaryota; Viridiplantae; Streptophyta; Magnoliopsida; Poales; Poaceae. Gene Ontology annotation, molecular function: peptidyl-tRNA hydrolase activity. The record is from RefSeq and is a predicted model, not a curated record. The transcript is spliced from 7 exons. The coding region runs from base 158 to 889 and encodes 243 amino acids.
UGACUAAGAGGCCACACCUGUCAGAGCCCCCCUUCCCCCACCCAAAAACCACUAGUGCCCAAGGCCCAAACCCCACGAUACCGUGACACCCUAACCACCCCCGACUCGCUUUCUCCGUCGCCGCCGCCGCCGCCGGUGACCGGCGACGGCGAUCCCGAUGGGCGCGUCAGCCUCCGUGCUCUAUCUCCCAAUGGCCUCCACCCUCCCCGCGGCCGCUACCACCGUCGCCGGGGCUACCGGCUGCUUCGCGCUCGGCUACCUGCUCGCCCUCAGCCGCCUCCCGCGCCACGCCACCGCCCCCACUUCCGGAGGGCUCUCCGAUGACGAUUCCGAGGGUGACUCGGAAGAAGAUGACGACGAAAAUUCCAGCCGCAGACGGACGGCGAAGCGAGCGGUCGGGCGGAAGCGGACUGGGCUCCGGCUGCUCUUCUGGGCGCGGAACGUGGUAACUAAGUCCGACUCGGCCAGGGAGGCGGAGAGGACCCAGUUCCAGACCGCCGCCAGCCCCCUGGAGAUCGAGAACCUGGCCGAGAUAAUAGAAGAUUUCAAGAUGGUGCUGGUCGUGAGGAAUGAUUUGAAGAUGGGGAAGGGGAAGAUCGCUGCACAAUGCAGUCAUGCAACACUCGGCCUGUUUAAAAAACUCCAACAGAGAGCACCAAAAUCACUAAGAAGAUGGGAGUGGUGUGGGCAAGUUAAGGUGGUUGUGAAAAUAGAAAGCGAGGAAGAUGUGCUUGUUUUACAAGGAAGAGCAAAGUCUUUGAAUCUGCCAACUCACAUAACCAUAGAUGCUGGAAGAACACAGAUUGCACCAAAUUCGAGAACAGUUAUGGCUAUUCUUGGGCCGGCUGAUAUGGUCGAUGAUGUCACCGGUGGUCUGAAGCUUUUGUAAACAUCACCUUCUCAGCGUUCUCAAACGUUGGGGAUGUUCAAAGAGCAAAGCUCGAAUUUUACAAUCCACAUUGGGAUUUCACUUUCACUGAUCUGCUGCUGAAGGAUGAACCUUGGCCACGUUGGUUGACCGAAGCAUGUUGUUCGAGGAUUUAUAUGAAAGGAGGUUGCAUUCUUUCUUGUAUCGACUGUUGUCAUUGGAGCUCUGAUUUCACUUGUUCCAAUGCUUUUUGGUGAUGAGAACUUAUGAACACUUGUUUCCUCUGUAACAUAGAUAAGGAAAAAAAAAAUGCUAGCGUAUCCCCA